This is a messenger RNA of Magallana angulata, 750 nucleotides long. Its product is annotated as mitochondrial import inner membrane translocase subunit Tim29-like. The transcript is spliced from 2 exons. Bases 56 to 655 code for a protein of 199 amino acids. Gene Ontology annotation, biological process: protein insertion into mitochondrial inner membrane. NCBI's taxonomy places the organism in Eukaryota, Metazoa, Mollusca, Bivalvia, Ostreida, Ostreidae. The record is from RefSeq and is a predicted model, not a curated record. Gene Ontology annotation, cellular component: TIM22 mitochondrial import inner membrane insertion complex.
GAACGAACCGCAUUGACACCGCAAUUAGGACAGACGGAAAGCAGAAAGCAGCAGCAUGGCUGCCAGAGUUUUACAGAAAUUUAAACCAACGUUACCAGAAAAGUUUAAAGGAGGAAAAUUAGAGAAAAUUGGUAGCUUUAUUUAUAGCAUCAUCAAUGACUACAAAGUAGUUGCCCAGGAGACCAUUCAAGACUGUAAAGACCGCCCAGUGAAAGCAUCCCUCUAUAUAUCCCUACUGUCAUUUGUUGGAGUUCUCUACAAAACAAAUCCGACAGAGAGAGAUUUCCGGCAAGAGUUAAUAGAAGAUGGUCAAGAAAUGUUGUUAAUUGGUGAACCAAUCCGUAAUGUAAACACUGACAAAUACCUCUGUAGACUUUUGGAAGCCCAGCGAGAUGGGCGGUUAAAAUACCAAAGUCUCUUAUUAUUCUCUAUCAUUUAUUUUGACAAUCUGUCAAAAGAAUCAGACUUGUAUGAAGCUAGGUGUAAACUUAUUAAGCCGCACUGGAUGGAUUUUCACAAGAAUAUUGUAGAGGUUGGAAUAUUGGGUCGGUUCCUGAAUUUACGGAAGGCUAUGUUAGACUAUGAUGUGAAUCCAGAGGAAUGGGAUGCUCAGGGAAUGCCUGUAAAUCCACUGAAGCUAACAUCAUUGAUAUGAUAAUGUUAUUCUCAUUUGUGAUCAAUUUCUGUGCAUUCAUUUCUAAGGGCUGUCUUAGGAAAUUUGUAUCUAAAUAAUAAAACUUGUUUUUUAAA